Cladophialophora psammophila CBS 110553 is the source of this 693-nucleotide messenger RNA. RefSeq lists its product as uncharacterized. The coding region runs from base 1 to 693 and encodes 230 amino acids. The record is from RefSeq and is a predicted model, not a curated record. The transcript is spliced from 2 exons. NCBI's taxonomy places the organism in Eukaryota, Fungi, Ascomycota, Eurotiomycetes, Chaetothyriales, Herpotrichiellaceae.
AUGCGGCAGGUGAUCUCUUUAAAUGGGGCUCAUCUGAAGCAAUGGGACCCAAAUGACGACAAUCCUGAGGUCCUAGAGCUCCCCUUGCUUCCCAGGGACCAGGUCCGUAUGGGCUUUAGCAUCGAUGGUAAAAUCAAGCAGUACAUCGAAUCGGACGAACACAACCCUUGCAUAUGGGACGUUGCGAACUCGAGGAUUCUCAAUGUUUAUGCUGCGCUCAACAUCCCCAUCUUCGAAACCUACCAUGAUAGUCUAGCUUCCCACAUCAGCGGAGCCUUUGAAGCUGUCAAAACUGUUGGUUCCAUCGAGGCCGACAACGCGGUCAAAGAUAAGAACCUCGAACCGCAUACACCUUUCCCUCUAGAAUCGAAUUUCAUGGAUGAUUGGGAUUCUAAGGACUCACACGCAAACUGUGACGCCAAACGAUUGAGACUUCUUGCGGAUGCGCGUGUCAUCAUGCUGGAGAUUGACAAGACCAUCCCACCGUUCCGAGGCGCAACGGAAGAAUCCCCGCCAAGCGAGGACGAAGUCACUAGUGAAGAUGACAGCAACGUCGGCGCAACCGCAGACAAUGUUAUGUCCGCCAGAAUUGGCAAGAAAGUGGCAAAAGAUGUAAGUGGGAAUAACGGCAAACGGAAACAGAUCAGUAUUUGGGAUCUCGAGCGUCGAAGCGCCACAACAAGCGGUAAUUGA